AUGGACGGAUGGGAUGGAACGCGUGCUCGCGGGUGUGUGUCGUCCGACGAGGAGGAGCUCGACAGUCCUCUCAGUGGUCCGCUGUUCACGGGUGGCGGCUCCUCACUCGGCCGAUCGCGCGCCACGCCGACUCGUUUAUCUGUCCACUCGUCUCUAUCAUCGCCCCUCGUCACCAUCGACAUUGAUGAUGUUGCAGCCGACGACGACCAAGGCUCUCCGCGCUCUCGCCGACUCACGUUCGAGUUCCGCAACUUUAACUUGUUUCCGGAUGUGAGCGACGGUCGCCCAUCGUCGGGCUUGUUGGAAAAGCAUCGUCCCAGUCGUAGUUUGGAUAUCCAACGCGUGGACGAAGAGCCAGAGUGUGCUGGAUACUUGACCUCGCCUGGCUACUCGACACUUGGUCCACCCAGUGGGGCCUAUUUCCCAUACGGGUUCACACACUUGGUACACACAGUCGCCUCCGCUGUUGCCUCCGCCUCCCAUACAGCGUCCGUCCGAAGUGACGUUAUCGCAUUCAUUGAUCUCGACCUCGCCCAUCUACUCCCAUCCACACCCACAUCCCUAUCGGCCAAUCCAGUCCACCCGUCCAGGGCCAACCUCAAAUCCCAGAGGGGAAGCAUCCUAACGAUCAUCCCCACGCAAAUUUUCUCAAGGCGUAAUUCGGAUGUCGGUCCUGCCCCAUCUUUGACAACUCAACAUCGGGAAAAGCGGGUCGUGACCCUACGCGAACCGGUGCCUGUGCCUAUCCGAACGGCUCCCUUGGCGCCCCCACCCCCGCCACCGCCUGCGCCCGUGUCGACCCAAGAUGACGAUGGAUCUUCCGAGCUGAGUGAACUCGAUGAUGCUGAUGGCCCAAGCAAAAGUGGCGACUCGAGCGUGACCAGCUCGCGUACACGGCGGAAACCCGCACACCGCACCCGGAAGAAAAAACCAUACAAGUCCCGCCGGUGUGAUAUUUGCAACAAGACGUUUACCAAAGAGUGUGAUGUGACCCGACACCGACGCACCGCGCACGGCGAGGACGAAAUCGAGUUCAAGUGCCAUGAAUGUGGGCGGUUGUUUAAUCGAAAAGAUGCGUUGGAGAGGCAUUACAAGGUGUACGAAGGUACCCCGCACGUUGCGAGGCGCUAUCAGCCCAAGACAUAUUUGGGCAGUAAAAAGUAG
Messenger RNA from Rhizoctonia solani, 1164 nucleotides. Its product is annotated as C2H2 zinc finger. Bases 1 to 1164 code for a protein of 387 amino acids. The transcript has 7 exons. Gene Ontology annotation, molecular function: DNA-binding transcription factor activity, RNA polymerase II-specific; RNA polymerase II cis-regulatory region sequence-specific DNA binding. Gene Ontology annotation, biological process: regulation of transcription by RNA polymerase II. The record is from RefSeq and is a predicted model, not a curated record. Lineage: Eukaryota; Fungi; Basidiomycota; Agaricomycetes; Cantharellales; Ceratobasidiaceae.